AUGGUGAGCCUGAAAGCAGUCCAAGCCCACAAUGCGACUCUCAAGUCCCUGGGAGCAGGUCUGGUCGGGGUAUUUGUGGGCGGUACGUCCGGAAUAUCUCUCUCUACAGCCCUCGCCUUCGCGCGAUACAGCCUGUCGCCGAAGAUCUACCUCAUCGGCCGCAAUCAGUCGGCUGCCGACGAUGCCAUAACCUCCAUAAGAAGCAUUAACCCUUCCGCCAAAACGACCUUCCUGCAGUCGGACAUUUCUCUGCUGAAGAAUGUUGAUCGCGUCUGCGCCGACAUCGCCGCAUCCGAACGAAAGGUCAAUCUUCUCUUCAUGACACCAGGGUACAUGACGCUGAAAGGCCGCGACGAGACCGCCGAGGGCCUGGACCGCAAGUUCGUUUUGCAUUAUUACGCUCGCAUGCGUUUUGUCAUGGGAUUGAUGCCACUAUUGGAAGCUGCUGCUAAGCCCCCGGUUGGAGCGGGCGAUCACAGUACUGCUAAUGCGCAACUAUCGCGUGUUGUCUCCGUGCUAGAUCCGCACGUUGCCGUCCGUCUCGGUGGCUCUGGUGUGCUCGAUUACUCGGACCUCAGUUUGGCAAAGAAUUUCAGUUUGCAGAGAUGCGGCGCGCAUGCUAGCCUAAUGGGAAAUUUUUUCCUAGAGGGCAUGGCGCGGCAACAUGUGCAUACAUCGUUUGUGCACGCUUAUCCGUCCGGCGUGGAUACUGGCAUAUUCCGCGAGUUGACGGGCGGGCGGGUAUUGGCCGCAGUUUUGAGACCGCUACUAUGGCCGUUCAUGGUACCGAUUGAAGAGAGCGGAGAGAGGCAUUUGUUUGCGGCGACCAGUCCAAGAUUUGCAUCAAAUGCCAAGGGGAAGAUAUGGGAAGAGGGCGAUGAUGUGGCAGUUGGAAGCGAUGGGGUCAUGGGGAGUGGGUGCUACUGGGUGAGUUGGAAUGGCGAGGUUUUUCCUGCGAACAAAAAAUUGGAGAAAACAAGGGAAGAGGGUGCGGUUGAGAAGGUGAUUCAGCAUACAAAAGAGGUAUUUAAACGAGUAUGUGAAGAGGGAAAGACAUACGCAUAA
Aspergillus melleus is the source of this 1065-nucleotide messenger RNA. RefSeq lists its product as uncharacterized. Gene Ontology annotation, biological process: secondary metabolic process. The transcript has 2 exons. NCBI's taxonomy places the organism in Eukaryota, Fungi, Ascomycota, Eurotiomycetes, Eurotiales, Aspergillaceae. The record is from RefSeq and is a predicted model, not a curated record. Bases 1 to 1065 code for a protein of 354 amino acids.